Messenger RNA from Colletotrichum spaethianum, 813 nucleotides. RefSeq lists its product as uncharacterized. The record is from RefSeq and is a predicted model, not a curated record. Bases 1 to 813 code for a protein of 270 amino acids. The transcript has 2 exons. NCBI's taxonomy places the organism in Eukaryota, Fungi, Ascomycota, Sordariomycetes, Glomerellales, Glomerellaceae.
AUGGCGCGCGAGUUUCGUUAUCGCGACGGUGUAGCCAUCGCCCAAAUCACAGUCUUUUUUGUGUUUCUGUGCUUCGGUAUCCUUUUCCGGGUGCAAAAUAAGAUGGGCUGGUUUGGUAUCUCCUUCAUAUCUACAAUACGCAUAGUCGGCUCCGGCUGCAUGCUGGGCACCAUUACCAACGAUUCCAGGGCUCUCUGGGCCACCAUCUUUGUCUGUGAGUCCUUGGGACUCGUCCUCCUCACUUUCGUCUUGCUGGAUCUACUGAAGAGAGUAAACUCGUUCGUUCACGUCCUAACACAAUGGCAUUUCCGCAUACCUGAGCUCAUCUGCUGGGCCGGACUCGCCAUCUCCAUCGCGGACUACGCUCUCGCAAGUCAGAAGACGGAAAAUGCUAUGGCGCCCGGGACGUUGACCAAAGCUGGAGUGGGCCUCUUCGCGGCGCUCUACUUCUGGGGAGUGCUUCUUUUCAUAUACCUGGUGCAGAAGUGGAAACAGGUCCCUCAACCUGAGAGACGUUCUCUGAUUGGCUUCGCCGCUUGCUUUCCGUUCAUGGCUGUCCGAAUCUCAUACACGAUCGCCUAUGUCAGCACAGGCGCGAAGAAAUUCAGUGCUGUCAACGGCGACACGACGACUUACCUUUUCAUGACAAUGUUAAUGGAGUUUGCCAUCCUGGCAUGUGUGGUAUGGACUAUCUGGGGUCUAGAUAGUCAUUACAAGCAGGUUAAAGAUAACCGAAGCCAGGACAAAGGGAGUAGUGAGAUGGAGGAUCUGGUUUCCUCAACUGAACGAAGAGCCCGGAGUCCAGAAACAUGA